Bolinopsis microptera is the source of this 3505-nucleotide messenger RNA. RefSeq lists its product as uncharacterized. Gene Ontology annotation, biological process: cell differentiation; regulation of transcription by RNA polymerase II. Bases 91 to 2784 code for a protein of 897 amino acids. Gene Ontology annotation, cellular component: nucleus. The record is from RefSeq and is a predicted model, not a curated record. The transcript has 15 exons. Gene Ontology annotation, molecular function: sequence-specific DNA binding; DNA-binding transcription factor activity, RNA polymerase II-specific. NCBI's taxonomy places the organism in Eukaryota, Metazoa, Ctenophora, Tentaculata, Lobata, Bolinopsidae.
AGUUACCCAUUCGAGACUCCAAUGAAAUAGCAUUACAAACCCUGGAGAAAGACAGUAAUUGGAGGGUUCUUCUGAAGAAGUAGCGGUAAAAUGGUGGUUACGAAGUCUCGCCGAAAAUCUGGUUCAACCACUUUAGUGGUGAAACGGAGGAACAAGUCAGGUGCAAUUCGUCUGGAGGGGAACCUUAGUGAUUACCUCAAUACGAAAGGAGCAGAUGUGUUGUGGGGCUCAAACAUAAGACUAACAGAGAACGAUCUACAAGAGAUACUCCCUACAGAACCCAGUCCCUCCAGCUCCCCCGAGAAGAACGUUAUAGCCGAGUGUGCCAUGUGUAACGAGGAGUUGACUACCAAUCAUGUUUGUAGAGAGUACCUGGAGCGUCUUCAGCCUCACUUCUCAACUGUACCGAAAGGAGGUCACGAGAUCACUCUAACACAGACAUCUGAAGAAUGCAGAAAGAACCUCUCGUCUCUAGAUAAUGGAAUUUACGACGAAGACGACAGCAAUCUCUUUCACUUUAACCCUCCCGCAGCUCAUAUUGAUGUCAUUUCCUCAUUCAGAGCUAAGACAGAGUUCGAUCACGAGUCCUCAGUAGAUAAUAUAAACGUGUCCGUUUCCUCAAAGACAGCUUCUACCCAGAGUUCUGAGAAGCAGACAGUACCAUUUUCUACUUCUUGGAUCAGUGCUGUGUAUUCAAAAGGUCCACCACUAGACCUGUUCACAUGUGACCAAUACCAAGCCAUGCUGUCCCAACGUACCACCUACUGCUACCCCAUCCUAACCAAGCUGGAUAACGUGGAACAUGAUCAGCCCCAUUCCCCACCCCCGGUAUCCGAAGGGGACCAGCCUACCACAGUUACCUUGACUACAGAAUACUAUCAUCCUACUGCACCCCUCCAUGAUACUUCUCCUCGACCAAAGUUUGUCAGAUCAGUGAAACGGUUAAAACGAGACGCAUAUUUCACAGAAUACCCUGUUCCUGACGACCAUUGCAAUCAGAGCUCAUUCCCCAAGGAGACAAGUAGCCCUUACCCAGAACAGAGGAGCUACCCACCCACCAAGAAGAGAACUAUAUAUCCUACCAGUUACAAGAGCGCUGAGGUGACGAAGAACAGUAGUGUGGGAGGCGAUGACACCCGACACGAGGCCGCAACUCUAGUUGAACCUGACCAGCCCAGGAAAAAGAGGAAAUAUGUACGCAGAACCACCAAAGAAGAACAAAUAGAGAACGGUACGGCUCUGUGGCAGUUCCUAAUGAGGAAGUUGGAGGAUCAGAGGUGUAGAGGCUGGAUCAGAUGGACUGGAAACGAUCUCGAGUUCAAGGUUCUGGAUCAGAAAGAAGCUGCUAAGCAAUGGGGUCUGUGUAAGAAGAGAACCAAGAUGACAUUUGACAAGUUUUCUCGGUCAAUGCGGUUCUACUACUCUAAAGGUAUCCUAGUCCACAAUCCUGACAAGAGAUUGACCUACAUCUUCUGUAGGCAGCCUCAUGAUCCGGUCUACACGGAAAUGUUGGAGCGUGUCAUGAACACAUUGCCUCCUAACACUCUUCACUGUACUGCAACAUGUAUAGAUCCGACACACGAGCACGAGAAAAUAAAACUGCUGGUCAGAAAACGUCCCAAGAAAGCCAAGGCCAGAGAUCCUGGAAUAGAAAACCCAAACAGUCGUGGUGACAGUGGGAGUGAGUCUCCUGGAGAUUGUGGUUCCCGGAGUAUUGGGCUCCAGUGUGGUUCUAAUCAGGACCAGGACCCAGAUUACGGAGAUCACAUGAGAGGUUCCUUGAUACCGGAGUAUGUGAUGCCGUACCAGAACGAACAUGGAUCUGCCGCCUCCCCACCCUAUUCUAGCAGCAAUAUGACCGAUUCUGGAUUCUGUUCGAGUAGUCCAUACUCUGACUACAGGAGACGAUCCGAGCAUGAUUUGUAUAAUUCCUCGCCGAUGGCUGCCCUUAUUGCUGCUGCAUCACAGGCGGUGGCAGUCCCAAUCCCAGGUCCCCGAGUGUACCCCAGCAUGGAGAUCCCUUCCUCCCCUUCCCACCGCACCACCCCUCCACCCUACACUCCACCGCCAGACUCCCGACCCAGUACACCACCUUGUGGUACACCGCGAGCACCACAGCUCUCCGCCGAGUACACCGAGAUGAUGGUUUCUGCAAUCGAGUCGGGGGAAUUGAGAUACGAGGAACUGUCACCGCAGGAAGUGUCAUCGGAAAAAAACCGGGGUUAUGUUGACUACUAUCAGAAAACGAACGAUGAGGUGGAAAGUGGAUCGUCACAUACGAACCAUACCGUGCUGUCUUCCCGGCAUAGUACAGCGACUUCGUAUGAGUACAAUGUUGAAUCGACCGACAAUCAGCAGAAUAGCUCGUCCGUCACUAUUCUUGACUCGGGAAUGAACUAUAGCGCUGCCCCAGACAUGUUUGUUCCUGAGACCCAACUUUCUGACAGUCUGAGUACGAAUGUUCCAUCUCCUACAACCAUUCCAGAUACUCAGGACACGACACCAGAACUCUCCAUGGACGAGACAAAGGAAUCAACAACAUCAGAAUCUCAAUUAACCGGUACAGUGGAUGUUGUACCAGAGAUGACCUCUAGCGACGAUGUCCUCCCCCAAGACACAGACGGGAUUUUCAGCUUUAACACGGAAACUUCAGUACAGGUUUCCGGGACCGGGGAGAGGUCCACAAGGAUCAGUCAAGAUUCAGGGUUUUGUGAAACUCCGAGUACAUUUAACAGGAUUUCUAAGGAUUCUGACAUAGCGUCGCAAGAUUCGCAAGAAAUUUGAAAAGCAUCGUCAGAGUUAACCUGUAUUGGAGUUUAUCAGAUGUUGAUUUGGCAUGAUGUGUGAUACAAGCCAAAGUAUGUUUUGUAGAGCACUUCAAAGAUGAUUUACUGUUUUAUAAGCUUAAAAAGCUCUGCUUAAAUUAUAUAUACAGGUUGUGUUGCCGACUUAUUUUUCAGAUGUUUUAUACUACCUAUUAAUUUGUUUUUAUGUGAAAGAGAUUUUCAUUUCAUAUGAUUUUUGAGCGACAACUUUUAGUAGUUGAAGGUGAAAGAUUUACGUGAUGUGCGAAUAUUAGUAGUUUUUUGUUUGAAUGGUUGUUGAAAGAGUUACUUUUUAUCGUAAUGUGCGUUGAUAUUGGUCGCAUUUAUUGGAUCAGUUUUUCAUUAUAUUUUUAGAUUUAAUUUACCCGAGCGCGCUAGCAGUGCAUAAUUUUAGAAUCUUAGUCUUACGUCAUUAUCAAAUGCUUUAGUCCGUACAGUGUUAUACACGGGUUUAAUUUUAUUGAUAAGCGCUGGAGAGUCGUGAGAUCAUUUCAAAUUAUAAUAAAAUAUUGGUUUUAUAUUACUAAAAUGCUGACUAUACACAUUAAAUCCAAAAAAUAAAAGCUCAUGGAAUUGUAAAUUAGCACUGCAUGUAUUGAUCGGCAAAUGUACUAUACUGCAAGAUUAAAUUGUUGUAAGUUUACAAUGUUUUGUUAAAGAUUCCUAUUUUAUAAGUAUUG